Saccostrea echinata is the source of this 752-nucleotide messenger RNA. RefSeq lists its product as uncharacterized. The transcript is spliced from 6 exons. Gene Ontology annotation, cellular component: extracellular region. Gene Ontology annotation, molecular function: chitin binding. The coding region runs from base 1 to 702 and encodes 233 amino acids. The record is from RefSeq and is a predicted model, not a curated record. Lineage: Eukaryota; Metazoa; Mollusca; Bivalvia; Ostreida; Ostreidae.
AUGGACAUGUCUUAUCUCUAUCUAAGAGGUUUGUGCUACAUCAAAGAUAGGCAGAUCAACUUGGUGAACGACAUUCUCUUGGUAUUUGUACUUACACGAAGAUCUGACAACAUGAGUUUUCUCUUAACUGCAUUGACAGAAAUAGUUCGUUAUAUAUUAACUCCACGUUUUAUAGUUUUAGGUGGGUGCCUCAUCAGUAGUGAUGCUUUACUUUUCAGCGUUAUUGGACUGAACCCACCCCAUUUAGAUCCAUUUUUGGCAACAAGGUGUCUUCCUAUUAGAUCAGCAACAAAUGCCAAAGUAAAGUGUACAUACAAAAUGUCCCAGCUUGUUUGCACCCAAACAUGUAACGAUGGUUUUGCUCUCGACGACGGAACUCGCACGUCGUCUCUAACCUGUGACACUUACAACAGCUGGAAGAUUGGCAAGGAGUUCCAAAUGUGUCGCGUCUCCAGUGGAACAGGAACCGGAUCCGGAAAUACUACACCCGGAAGUGGAACUGGAACUCAAACACGAAACUGUCACCAAAUUAAUUCUAUCAAGGAUUGUCCAUCUGAUGGUGAUUUCGCGGACUGUCAUCGAUGUGAUCACUUCAUUUCCUGCGCUCCGGAUGGCGUGUUUCUUCGUCGCUGUCCAGCCACUACUUACUGGGACGAUAUUGCUAAGCAAUGUCUAACUCAGUCUAGCACAUGUAAACCGUAAAUUAUACACAUAUGUAGAUUUUUUUUUAUCAUAUUUAGAAAUAAACUUUA